AGGUAGGUAUGGCCAGCCUCAUUAACAUCCAUGUCCACAUACACUGUGGGGCUGCGGCCCCCUGAGUUCAUCGACGCAAAAGUUAAGGAAUUGGGCGGCAAGUCCGGAUUCUGGCGUUGCAGAAACUGGAAAAUUUGCAGAUCCGACUGGCCCCGAACCAUCAAGGCAUCACUUAAGUAAGAUAUGAUCCCUAGUUUAUGCUGGAUUGCCCGGGGUUUAGCUGCAGAGGAGCCUGCUGUGUUGAAGUUAGAUUCAGAAGAACUCAAUCAUCUCAUCGAAAAAACCAAGCAAAAUCUGGAAAUAGUGGACGGCCCUGAUGGAGUUGAUAGUGAUGAAGAAGUUGAAUCAUCUGUAGACAAUGCUGCUGAGCAAAUGUGCAACAAGAUAAAUGAGGAUGACGAAUUUAACAUGGCAGGUUAUGACGAGGAAGAAGAAAUGGAUGGUCAAAGAAUAUUUGGUGCAGGAUUGAGUGGAGUGACAUAUUAUGCAAAUCCUGAGGAUGAUCCUUACAUAACAUUCCCUCAAGCAGCAAAAGACGAAGAAGAAGGUUAUGGCAUAAAACCAACAGACAAUCUAAUUUGCUGUGCGAAGCUAGAUGGUGAAAUGAGCAACAUUGAGGUUCAUCUCUGGAAUGAAAAAGAACAAGAUUUCUAUGUGCAUCAUGAUAUAUUGUUAGAUAAAUUUCCAUUAUGUGUAGAAUGGUUAAGUUUUGAUGCUGGGGAUCAAGAAGAAAUUGAAGGGGACAGAGCUCCAGGAAAUUACAUUGCUCUUGGCUGUAUGAGCCCUCUCAUUGAAAUUUGGGAUAUUGACAUAGUUGAUACGUCAGAACCAGUGGCUGUUCUUGGACAAAGGUUAAAACAUUCUAAAAAGAAGCCCAAAGUUGGUAAGAAAGGUCACAGUGAUGCCGUGAUGAGUCUCAGCUGGAAUAAACUUACUCAGAAUAUUAUUGCAUCUGGGAGUGCUGAUUGUAGUAUUCUUUUGUGGGAUUUAGAAACAGGUUCUGCUAAAGAAUGCCUAACUCAUCACAAAGAUAAGGUCCAGACACUAUGCUGGCACUUAGCAGAGGGCACAACUCUCCUAUCUGGAGGCUAUGAUAACACAUGUCAGGUAACAGACUGCAGAACAAAAAACAGCAAGUCCUGGACAGUUGAUGGGGAAGUAGAGCAUUUAAUGUGGGACGUCUCAAAUCCCUUUUCUUUCUUAGCAGGCACAUCAAAUGGUAGUGCUUUGUGCAUUGACAUCAGACAAGAAAAGCCUCUGUAUACCAUUGCAGCCCAUGAUAAUGAAGUGUCUGGAUUAGCCAUGACUAAACAAAUUCCUGGCCUUCUGGCGACCUGUAGUGCUGAUAGGACUGUCAAGGUAUGGCAAAUUUCUGAUAACAGACCCAGUUGUGUGACGUCACGUGCAUUUCCAGAAGCAGGUUCCUUGCAUUGUCUUUCGUUCUGUCCUGAUUACGCUACAAUGCUGGCAAUAGGGGCUCUGGAGGGAGGACUACUAAUGUGGGACAUUGCUUCCAACAAAGAAUUCAGGGAGGCAUUCAAUCACCCUGCAGUAGAUGGUUCUUAGUUGAAUGAGGUUCCACAACCUUUGAAUUGUGGGUUUUCGGAUCUUUUAAUUUAUUCGUUUAAUGACCUUUCUGUUGUUGCAAAAUUUAUAACUUUCGGUUUAGUUCAA
Messenger RNA from Bolinopsis microptera, 1674 nucleotides. RefSeq names its product periodic tryptophan protein 1 homolog. Gene Ontology annotation, biological process: rRNA processing. The transcript is spliced from 3 exons. Gene Ontology annotation, molecular function: protein binding. Lineage: Eukaryota; Metazoa; Ctenophora; Tentaculata; Lobata; Bolinopsidae. Bases 184 to 1566 code for a protein of 460 amino acids. The record is from RefSeq and is a predicted model, not a curated record. Gene Ontology annotation, cellular component: nucleus.